CUAGCGGCGGAGCACGGCGAUACCAAGAUCCUACGGACCUUGCGUUCCGUGCCCGGUAUCGAUAUCCACAUCAAGAAUGUCGACGGACGCACCCCUCUCCACAUUGCCGCGCUAAACAAUCGAGUCGGCGCCGUAAAACUGCUGCUGGAAUGGGACCACAAGCUGCUCUCUGCGCGUGAUAACAAAAGCCGCACCGCAUACCUGCUUGCGGCCGCAAAAGGCCACUUCAAAGUGCUUGAAGUGCUCAAGAACAAAGGCCAGGACAUGAACGAGUCGACGCCCAAGAACGGGUGGACAGCGCUCCAUCUCGCAGCCGAACAGGGCCGCGUCGACGCUGUCAAAUUCCUGUUGGAA
This is a messenger RNA of Bipolaris maydis ATCC 48331, 354 nucleotides long. Lineage: Eukaryota; Fungi; Ascomycota; Dothideomycetes; Pleosporales; Pleosporaceae. The record is from RefSeq and is a predicted model, not a curated record.